AUGGAUAUAAAUAAAAGAUUUAAAAGUCACAACUUAACAGUUCUAAAAACUGUUGGUAAGGGAACAUACGGGAAUGUUUAUUUGUGUAAACGCAAAGAUAAUACUUUGACAAUUGUAAAGGAAAUAGAACUAAACAUAAAAUUUCAAGACCAUGAACAGGAUAUCAUCAAUGAAAUUAAUAUUCUGUCAUGCUUAAAUCAUGUAAAUAUUAUAAAGUUCUACUCAUACUAUAAUACCGACAAUCAUGUUAUGAUAUCCAUGGAGUACGCAUCUUCUGGUAAUUUAGCUGAAUACAUGUACAAACGAUCCCCAAAACUGUUGCAGCAGCAGGAAAUCCUGUUCUACUAUUGUCAAGUGUUAUUGGGUGUUGACUACAUUCACAGCAAAAAUAUCAUUCAUAGAGAUUUAAAAGCAGAAAACAUUCUUUUGACUGGAAAAUGCGGCGUGGUGGUCAAAAUAGGUGAUUUCGGCAUUUCUAAAAUGUUGGCUAGUGCCAAGAAAACUUCCACAGUCAUCGGCACCCCAUAUUACUUAGCGCCUGAGUUGUGUGAAGGCAAACCAUACGAUAACAAGAGUGAUGUUUGGGCUUUAGGUUGUCUACUCUAUGAGAUGUGUACACAUAAAAGAGCUUUCGAGGCGGAGACUUUAGUGGGAUUAGUAAAAGCAAUCACUAGCGGCAGUGUCCAUCCACUUGACUUGACAACAUACGAUAGAAGCAUGCAGGAUCUUGUGGACUCCAUGUUGUCAAUCUUACCUGAUAAAAGACCAACUGUGAAGGAGCUGAUGGGACGAAGGGUACUCCUGCCAACUAUUUAUACUAUAUUUUUGGACGCCGGCAACGAAGACCUAUUAUAUUUAAAAGUUAAAGAAUUUAAUUAA
This is a messenger RNA of Arctia plantaginis, 879 nucleotides long. The record is from the annotation of a GenBank genome assembly. Lineage: Eukaryota; Metazoa; Arthropoda; Insecta; Lepidoptera; Erebidae.